Molecule: messenger RNA, 189 nt
Organism: Prorocentrum cordatum
Lineage: Eukaryota; Dinophyceae; Prorocentrales; Prorocentraceae
Source: the annotation of a GenBank genome assembly
UUCGACCGCGAGUACUUCAGGCAGGUGCGGUCGGCCUUCGGCGUCGAAGAGGUGGAGUACCGGGCAGUCCUCGGGUCCAAGAGCGACGGCACGCUCACAAACAUGCGCUGCAUAAGCCAGGACAGCGCCGCGGGGAAGUCGGAGUCGUGGUUCCUGAUCUCCGCGGGGAUGCGGUACAUGCUGAAGACG